AUGACACUCUUCGACGGCGUCUAUCCUUUUUACCCCCAGCAGAGGAAACCAGUUGUGUUCGAUGUCGAUCUUAUCAUCGUAAUCAUUGUCUUUUUGGUCAUCGCCUUCAGCUUUCUGCUUAUCUUGCCUGGAAUUCGGGGCAGAGCGAGGCUUUUCUGGCUUCUCCGGGUCAUCACAAGCCUUUUCAUCGGAGGGGUGAUUGUUGCUGUUCAGUUCACCUCUGACUGGGAGAGCGGGCGGGUGACUGCCAACACCACCUACAAGUCUUUCAGUCCUGAUGUGGUAUAUGCAGAUGUUGGUGUUCACAUCGGCUUGGCGGGAGUCAACAUCACGCUGCUUGGGAAACCCGUGGGGCAGCUCAAUGAAACCAUCAACUACAACGAGCAUUUUUCCUGGUUGUUCGGGAAAGACUACGAUCAUGAGUUUCAGGAAGGCUUGGAGAGAGGGCUGCCCAACCCUAUCCUCUAUGCGGCGGAGAAGUUCAGCACGCUCAGCCCCUGUGGCAUGCACGGCCAGUACAGGAUCGCGGGACACUAUGCAUCGGCUACCCUGUGGGUUGCCUUCUGUGCAUGGCUCAUCUCCAACAUGUUGUUCUCUAUGCCGGUCCCCGAGUAUGGCGGCUACAUGAUGCUGGUGACGGCGGCCUUUCUGAUCUUUGCGCUCCUCUCCUUCUCCACCGUGAGGAGCUCUUCAUCGUGUGUGAUCCACUUUGGCUCCGCCUCCUUGCAGGCUGUCUACGGGUCAUCUUUCUGGCUAACGCUCGCCACAGGACUUCUCUGCUUCCUGAUCGGAGCCGUGGUCAUACUGCUGCACUAUGUCCGCCCCGACCUCUUGAGGGCUAUCUUCGACCUAUGCGAGGAGGACGAGGAAGAGGAAGGGACGCUGGGGGAAGUGUACAUCAACCCCCACUUGGCAGAAAUCAAGACCCUUUCUUCCCAGCCCCAUUUCAAACUGACCAUCAAGAACAGCUAA
Molecule: messenger RNA, 972 nt
Organism: Gekko japonicus
Lineage: Eukaryota; Metazoa; Chordata; Lepidosauria; Squamata; Gekkonidae
Gene: DUOXA2
Product: dual oxidase maturation factor 2
Exons: 6
Coding region: 1-972 (323 amino acids)
Biological process (GO): protein transport
Cellular component (GO): endoplasmic reticulum membrane
Source: RefSeq, a predicted model, not a curated record